AUGUCCCGCUGGAGAGUCUGCCGCUGCCCGCUGCCCAGGCGUCCGUCCCGGGCGGAGGAGGGGGCACCCGCGGGCGUCCGGCGCAGCAGCAGCAGCAGCGUCCCCGCCGUCCGACAGCCGUACACGGAGAGCGGCAGCAUCGUCAGGCCCUUCUCUGAGAUCCCCGGGCACUGGAAGAACGGACUCGCCAAUCUCUACAACUUCUGGAAACAAGACGGAUUCAGAAAUCUCCAUCGCAUCAUGGUGCAAAACUUCAACACGUUUGGACCCAUUUACAGAGAAAAGAUCGGUUACUACGAGAGCGUGAACAUCAUCAGCCCCGAAGACGCCGCCGUCCUGUUCAAAGCCGAGGGACACUUCCCCAGGAGGCUGCAGGUGGAGCCGUGGACGGCGUACAGAGACUUCCGGAACCGCAAAUACGGAGUUCUGCUCAAGAGUGGGGAGGACUGGCGUUCCAAUCGUGUGAUUCUGAACAAAGAGGUGAUCGCUCCAAAAGUCCAGGAAAACUUCGUCCCUCUGCUGGAGGAAGUGGGACAGGACUUUGUGGCCAGAGUUCACAAAAAAAUCAAGAGGAGCGGCCAGAACAAAUGGACCACAGACCUGUCCCAGGAACUGUUCAAGUACGCGCUGGAAUCGGUGAGCUCGGUUCUGUACGGCGAGCGUUUGGGUUUGAUGUUGGAUUACAUCGACCCGGACGCUCAGCACUUCAUCGACUGCAUCACCCUCAUGUUCAAGACCACGUCCCCGAUGCUGUACGUGCCCCCCGGCCUCCUCAGGAGACUCGGCUCCAGAGUGUGGAGGGACCACGUGGACGCCUGGGACGGCAUCUUCAACCAAGCCGACCGCUGCAUCCAGAACAUCUACAGACAGCUCCGCCAGGACGCCGCUCACUCCAGCAAGUACCCCGGGGUCCUGGCCAGUCUGCUGCUGCUGGACAAACUGUCGAUCGAGGACAUCAAGGCCAGCGUCACCGAGCUGAUGGCCGGAGGAGUGGACACGACGUCCAUCACUCUUCUGUGGACGCUGUACGAGUUGGCGCGUCACCCAAACCUCCAGGAGGAGCUGAGGGAGGAGGUGGUCAAGGCCCGAGCGGAGAGCCGGGGAAACAUGCAGGAAAUGCUCAAGCACAUUCCCCUGGUGAAAGGAGCGCUGAAAGAGACGCUGAGGUUACACCCUGUGGCCGUGAGUCUGCAGAGAUACAUCGCCGAGGACAUCGUCAUCCAGAACUACCACAUCCCGGCCGGGACCCUGGUCCAGCUCGGACUCUUCGCCAUGGGCAGGGACCCGGGCGUGUUCUUGCGGCCGGAGCAGUACCUGCCGUCCCGUUGGCUCCGCACUGAGACUCAGUACUUCAGGAGUCUGGGCUUCGGCUUCGGGCCUCGUCAGUGUUUGGGACGAAGGAUCGCAGAGACGGAAAUGCAGAUCUUCCUCAUCCACAUGUUGGAGAACUUCAAAGUGGAGAAGCAGCGCCACCUGGAGGCACAGAGCACGUUUGAGCUCAUCCUCGUACCAGACAAACCCAUUAUCUUCACCCUGAAGCCCCUACACCACAGCCAACGUGUGUGACCAGAACCUGAACCCUAAAUCCAAACCCUGAACCUGAACCCAGAACCUACACCACA
Molecule: messenger RNA, 1622 nt
Organism: Boleophthalmus pectinirostris (great blue-spotted mudskipper)
Lineage: Eukaryota; Metazoa; Chordata; Actinopteri; Gobiiformes; Gobiidae
Product: cholesterol side-chain cleavage enzyme, mitochondrial
Exons: 9
Coding region: 1-1566 (521 amino acids)
Biological process (GO): glucocorticoid biosynthetic process; cholesterol metabolic process; cortisol metabolic process
Cellular component (GO): mitochondrial inner membrane
Molecular function (GO): iron ion binding; heme binding; monooxygenase activity
Source: RefSeq, a predicted model, not a curated record